AUGGCCGCCUCAGAGAAACUGCUGUGGAAUUUCACCAACCUGUGUCUGGUGGUUUUGAACAUUACCCACAAGUCCAACCACCUGGUCAUCAACAGACUGCAGCGGAGGCUGUAUGUGAACUCGAGGUACGCCAAGCCGAGGUUCAAGAAGUUUGGCUUUGAGAUCCUGGACACGGGCAACAUGUAUCUGAUCCGUACGCCAGCGGGCCUGAAACUGCAGUGGUUCCACAGCACGGGCAUGAUGGUCAUCGAGACGGAGAGCUACAGCAAUAAACUGCCCACCAUGGGCCUCUGUGGCCGCUGUGAUGGUAACCCAGCCAAUGACCUGAUGCUGUCCAAUGGGACGACAGUCGGGGAGAGCGAGGACCCAGCGGUGUUCAUCGACAGCUGGCAGGUCCCCAACACCACUAGUUACAUCAGCCACAGCCGGCGCAGAGAAGUCAACUGUUCCACCAGCGACUGUUCCCAGUGCAUGGCCAUGCUCCGAAACACCUCCUUCAGCCCCUGCCAUGCUUUCGUUCUACCCAGUACGUUCUGUGAGGUGUGGGUCCGUGAUGUGGAGUACGUGAACAACCCGUGUGUAGCGCUGGCUGCCUACGUGGCAUCUUGUCACAAGUUCAACGUCUGCAUCGAGUGGAGGAGCCCAGACUACUGCCCCUUCAUAUGUCCAGACCAGCUGCGUUACCAGGCCUGCCUGCCUGCUUGUACAGCCCAGUCCUGCUCCAACCAUGACUUUGACUACGACCCUGAGCAGUGUUCAGGCCUGACAGAGGGAUGUGUCUGUCCUGAGGGCACUCUGCUCCAUCGACCCUACUCUGCCCUCUGCAUCCCCCCUGAGAAGUGUGGUAAGCCUUCACUGAUCAACCUCCGCAUCGCACAGACAAUCAAACCAACACUGGUCAAAAUUCAUAUGAUACAAAGCACCCGGUACGGUUCGGUCUGGUCUGGUCUGGUCUGGUCUGGUCUGGUCUUUAGUGGAAUGCACUUAUUGUAA
This is a messenger RNA of Coregonus clupeaformis (lake whitefish), 993 nucleotides long. Its product is annotated as otogelin-like. The transcript has 6 exons. The record is from RefSeq and is a predicted model, not a curated record. The coding region runs from base 1 to 993 and encodes 330 amino acids. NCBI's taxonomy places the organism in Eukaryota, Metazoa, Chordata, Actinopteri, Salmoniformes, Salmonidae. Gene Ontology annotation, cellular component: extracellular matrix.